Vollenhovia emeryi is the source of this 5880-nucleotide messenger RNA. RefSeq lists its product as uncharacterized. The record is from RefSeq and is a predicted model, not a curated record. Bases 2869 to 3690 code for a protein of 273 amino acids. Lineage: Eukaryota; Metazoa; Arthropoda; Insecta; Hymenoptera; Formicidae. The transcript is spliced from 6 exons.
CGUCGGGACGAUUCGCGCGGGGGGAAAAAGAGCCCUCGUCCGACGCCUGUUGAUAAAGAAUCGACUCCAAAUUGAUCAACUCGUCCGUAAAUAAGAGCUCGGGGCGGGGAGAUUCGGUGGGGGUUCGGGAGCAUCUCCCAGGGCCGGUCGGUCUCUCGUCUCUCGCCGGGAGGACAAUCGUAAUCUGGCUCGCCCUUCGCGGAAGGGAAGAUAAUUUUUUCCCUCCCAAGUGUCGUCGCGGGGACACGCUCGGUCUCUGACAUGUAUACGUAAUUUAAUCCUUCGAAAUAACGUUCCACUGCAUUCGCUGGUAGAAAGCGUGGAGCGCCGAUGCCGUUCUGUUUCUCUCGUAGAAAUUGUUGUAUUGUUUCAGUUGACGACACCACAGGGCGCCGAGGCUGCCAGAUUAUUCCCCAUACAAUUCAGUACUCUGACAAUAUUACACACUUUGCACCUCACGACGUGCGACACAUGUCUCGGGUUAAUCGUUCAGUGCACCCUAACGUGUUACCGCGAGACGGAGAAUAAUUCCACGCCGCAUUCCAUGGGACGAAUUUCCGGAGCACGUGCGGGGGCGGCCACCGUUAACAAGUCUCGCCGUUUGUUACGCUUGUACAAUACUGCAAUUCAAAUUAAUCAUUGCGAGAGUAACACGAGUCCGACGGGGUUGACGAGUAUUACGGGCGUCGCGCAUCUUUCGGACGCGGGGGUGUCGAACUCGGAACGCCGGACUUACGUUGCUCUCGAAAUGAACAUCGACCACGUUAUAUCUUGGACAAAUUGCACCACGUUGCAGAACGUGGCGGAACGAGAGUGUUUAAGAAAAAAAGAAAGAGAGAGAGAGAGAAAGGAAGAAGAGGAAAGAAAGACUUAGUGUAUGCGUGUUGGAUCUUAAAGCGUCACCUCUGUCGAAACUCGGAAUAACGACUCACACGCUGCUCUCCAAUGUGAAAUUGAAUAAAAAUAGAACACUUGAUUUCGUGUACAUGAGCUCCCAUCAUUCAUACCACCCACGUAGAAUUACUACAAUGUACAUUCACUGUGAAUCCUCAAUGGCCUCCAUUUGUUUCGACACGUACAAGCGCCGCACACGUAUGCACACUUUGUUAAUACAACGCCAAUACGAACGAGACUCGAACAAUCCAGCCGCCUGUGGCGACUCUUUGUUUACGAAACCAUUUCCGACGCGCGUUCGUCUUGUCGCGUAUUUUAGGUCGCUGCGCGGGCCAGUUUUCCGGGGCUGUUUUUCGGCUCGCGAAACGCGCCCGCGGAAUCAAACGGGAAAACGUGCGAUAAAUGCCGAUGUAAACUCAAUUCGGCCUGAUUUAUUCGGGCCGUAAAGCACCGGCGUGGCGGUUAAUGCGCGAAUCUAUUACGGAUUAAAGUGCGUUUAUGAAGGUAAACCGGAAAUCGAUAGCGCAGCAAUCGUAAUUUUUGUCACGCGCCGCGGAACAAAGCAAAGUGGUGGUGUUUGUAGCGGCCGAACGAACGAUUCCCGUUUCUGAUGCCGGAUCGAUAAUGCGUUACUACGCGAUAAUGCACGCGGUACGCGCAUAAGAACGCUUUGUCAAACGUUUUGCACACGGUAGGGAACUUGGCGCGAGUCAGUUACCGCGAAACUAGAACUACGCUCGCGCGCCCGACGUGGAGGGUAAUGUCAAAGGAAAUGCUCGACAUUGCUGCUCCUCGAAAUUUCGACGGACAAAAGCUCGCGACAAUGGUCCGCCGCUAUCUUAAUCGUUAAUCGCGGAAUUCCGGCUUCGCAAAAUUUCACCGGCCCUUAACAAUGGUUAGCUCGCGAUUCGGUUAUUAUCCCGAAUCUCGCAAUAAGACGGGAAUAAUUCCGCGAUUUCAUGGGAUCUGUUCAAAACUGCUAGAGUUUGACAGAUGCGAUUAAGAAGUUCCCCCCAAACCUUUUGCACUGAUAUCAUAUCAAAUUAAAGUUGCUGAAAUUUCCUCUGGAAAUAUUUAACUAUUAUACGUGAUAAACGAGAGUGGAAAAUAGAGAGAGAUUUACUAUAUGGUACGUCGCGUUUAAAUAUACUCGCUUCGUUUUCGAGCGCGCGACAACAGAAAAUUAUGAAUAUCUUAUACUAAAUAAAUUUUUAACGACGCGAGGAGACAUAAAAUAACAAGUGUAGCGGUAUUCCUAAUCCGAUGUUAAAUUUGCGAUGGUCUAAAGACUCUAAAGUGACAUUAGACAGUCGGCUGGAACCUCAAGAUUCCAACCAAUGAAUAUAACAUCUCGAGAUCGUAUUGAAUACGAUCUUAAGAGAACUAGCAAAGGAGUUGAAAUGGCUUAUUCGUAAUUUCUUUAAAAAUUACUCAAAUUUAUGCCGGUACAGUCUCUAAGAUUUUCCAUUGUCGCAAUAUGUAAUUGAUUAUAUGUAUAUGUACGUAUAUUGGGUUGCCCACAAGUUUCUUUCGUUCUUUUGCGAAAAUCUUUACUUACAAAAUUCCCAAAGCUUAUUGUAAGCGAUCGAUCUCUUUCGCAAGGUCGUGUCUCAAUUUACACAAUUUCCGGUUUUUCUGUUUAAACGCUCAUUCUGGCCCUAAAUGAGCGUUUAAGCAGAAAAACCGGAAAUUGCGUGAAAUACGACCCUGCGAAAGAGAUCAGUCGACAUAUCCUGUUCUGUUCGAUAUCUUCUCCCGUAUCUCCAGAAACCUUGUAAUGUCAUCUUUUUAGUUUUCGAUUUGUCGGGAAAUGCUCGUCGAGGUGAUUCUUUGUGUCAUUCAUUUUAACGAAUUUCUUUUUAAUGAAAGGAAUAGAUAAUCGGAUGGAGCCAGAGGGUGGGGCAGAACGUCCCAAUCAGACGCAAGGAGUUUAUUUCUAACGACCAAGGAUACGUGUAGCCUGGCGUUGUCACGAUGGAAAAUAACGUCUCGUCUGUUGACGGGUCGCUGGCAGAUCAUAUGAACGUGCAAUUGAUAGCGCCGCAGUACGUAACGCUGGGCAGUACGGCCACCUUGGUCUGCAACCACACUGUCGCGGACAACUUGCUGCACAAAAUAGAGUUUGUGAAGGACGAGAAGAGGAUAUUUCAGUACGUUAAGGAGAGAAAUCCGCCGUAUAUCUCACCGUCGUACACGGAGGGCGCCAAACUGGAGUACUCGAAGAAUGGCACGACAAUCAAACUGCACAAUGUGCGUUACGAAGCUUCCGGUGAUUAUAGCUGUGAAGUUACUAUGACGACACCCAUUUAUACUGCUGGCGCUGAUCCCGUACAGAUAAAAGUAAUAUUUCCACAGAGGGAAGAUCCUAAUAUUAGGUUCCAGAAGAGUGUAUACGUGGUAGGUGAGAGCCUGGAGGCGAAUUGUACGUCCUCGCCGGCACGUCCAGUUCCUUAUAUAACGUGGUUCAUAAAUGGAGAAGAGGUGGAUAUUGCUCUCGUGACUCACUAUCCGCAUACACAUCAUAAGAAUCAUCUGAUGUCCGCCACCGCCAAGCUGACGGUGGAAGUUUCCGAGUUGCACGCCGGCCAAAAUGGACUUCUGGAAAUCAGCUGUCGGGCAACGAUACCCGAUUUUCCCGGAAAGCACGAGCAAUUUGCCGAUAUCAAGAGAAAGGUGGUGUCGGUGCAAAUCAUACCAGCGCCGGAUGUGACGUCUUCCGCGGCGAUUCUCAUACGAGAACUAACGCUACCUACAAUGCUGUGCAUACUGAGCGCGAUGCACAAGUUCAUUCCUUAAUAAAAGUCAAUUGCUGUAGGAUAAUUCGGCUGUAACAUAUCUAAUCGUAAGGAUAUUAAGGCGAUGAACGUAAGAUCGAACAAUCACAAUGUCUUCCUUCGAUAUAUCGAAAUACACGGGGGCAGCGGUUUUAUUGUCUUUGCAGAAGUUUUGUAAACUCAUAGACGCGGCUUCUUCGUGCGCAAACUAUUUUCGAUUAUUGCUUAUAACGAGCGUCGUCUGUCUCGCGAAACAUAUCAAUCCCAUUAUAACGAGAAACAAUGUCCGAAUAUUCGGCAAGGUGUGUGUCGGAAAGCUAUGUCUCUUCCUUCGAUGCUGUUCGAAUCUAUUUAUCAUAGAAUUUAUUACAACAUUUAAUUUUAAGAAUUUUUUUUCUCGAAAUUAAAGGAGAACAUGAGAAGAGAAGCAACCGGAAAAUAAUUUUGUUCUAUAGCAAGUUACCUUCGAUACGUAAUGGACAAUGUAUAAUAUAUACUCGUAUUGUUGAAUUAGUUAACGUAUCUUUGAAAGAGAAACAGAGUUUAUUACAGUUUAAAGUGAGACGUCUUUAUUGUUAAACGUAUAAAAAUUGGAUCUAUAUUAAUGUUAUCGAAAUAUACAUAUCACGUAUGAUCAAUACGUUAACUGUAAUAUUUUAUUUUUGAAAAAUGAUAUGGUUUUCCGAUACGACUUUUAUUAAUAUAUAACAUUUCAUCUAAUCUCGCCUCGCCGCUGGGGAAAUAGAAUGUUUUUUAAGCUGGCAGAUAUGUUCUUGUUACUGCGCGCACAUUUUUAUAAAAACCAUGCAAGAAACAUUCGCGAUCGUUAAAAAAAACGCUUUAAUGUCAGUCAAAUCGAAUUUAAUAGAUUUUUCCCUUACGGGAUGAUAUUCUAUUUUUCAAUAGCAAUUUUCCAUUUCGCAUUGAUGGACUUUUUUCUACAACAUCUUGACAUCAUUCAACCUAUUUUGCAACCAAAAAAAAGAUAUAGACAAGUUGGAUUUAAUUCGCAAUAGGUGCAAAGUAACCUUCUUUUACAUUUUACGCCCCGUUUCAUGAUGUUUCGUGAUAACACACAGCUGAUGAGAUCAAUUUUCCGACAAUAAUCUAGAGGAGCGACAAUUUUCCCGCGUAUAAUAGGACAUAGAUGUUAGAGCAAACGUUCACCGUCACAUUUCACCGUAAUUCGGAGCUUAGUGCUCCGUAGAAAACAUAUUGGGUCGUCCCACGAGUAACGCGGUUUUUAGAGACUUUCUUGAAAGGAAAUAAAAAAGUGCGACACUUUUAUUUCUAACGUAUUGCCCAUUGUUAUUCGUAACUUUUUCCCAUCUUAAUCCUAAAUGUUCAAAUCCCCGGCGCGGAAAGUCUCUCGGUUCCAAAAAAAAAAAAGAAACAAAUCAAGAUCCCUUUUAUACCGCAUUAUUUAUGGAAUGACCCAAUAUUAUGACACAAGAAAUUCGAAGCAAGAAUGGCGUAAAUUAAAUACGACGACACGUGGAGGUAUUCGGAUGUUUGCGCGUAUCGAAAUAUCUCCGAGCUGUCUUCUAUUUGCCGUUAAUUAAAUUGCUAUUUAUUGCAAGUACCAAGAGGGCGACUGCUUACGCCAUUUUCGCUUUCGAUUCUUGAUCUACAUUUCACGUGCUAUAACGAACUGAGGGAUAUCGAUGAAACGGGAUGUACGACUUACAAUCAGUAUUAUAUUACAACUUCCUUGAGCGUAUUUUAAAGAGGCAAGCUUAAAAAACACCGCGACAGCGGCUAGGCAUUUAGAGAACUGCGAGAAACUAGAGAUAACUAGAGACACCCGAGUCAGAGUCUGAUCAAUAAUACCUCUGAUCGCUUACCAUUACGUAUACAAUAACUAAACGAUUAAAGCAUGGGAUUUCCUUGCUCCGAGCUCACCUGACGUACAAUCUGGUCUUUUAUUACCUUAUCCCCUCGCAAUUGGAGGGAUAAUGCACUGUAUUGAUCUUAUUGAGAUCGAUCGAGAGACUGAUAAGCCGAUUCGAUCAAGCUCUGACUCAACCAUCUAGUAGAAGUAGCGAUUACGGCCGUCGUGCUUGCGGCCAACUUUUUGGAACACUAUUGGGCGCGUUUACCCGUCGAUACGACGUGACUUUGACGGGACUUAAAAGACUUGAUGCGAUACCAUCGCACCGACACGGUUCUCCACGACCAGGCGCCUGGGAUUAUCUCCUGUCUGUACGUUGAC